Molecule: messenger RNA, 2494 nt
Organism: Manacus vitellinus (golden-collared manakin)
Lineage: Eukaryota; Metazoa; Chordata; Aves; Passeriformes; Pipridae
Gene: DUSP10
Product: dual specificity phosphatase 10
Exons: 3
Coding region: 43-1488 (481 amino acids)
Biological process (GO): protein dephosphorylation; negative regulation of JUN kinase activity
Cellular component (GO): cytosol; cytoplasm
Molecular function (GO): protein tyrosine/threonine phosphatase activity; MAP kinase tyrosine/serine/threonine phosphatase activity
Source: RefSeq, a predicted model, not a curated record
UGAUCUUGAGUUCUUCUUAACUUGCUAGUGCUCAGCCUCCUCAUGCCUCCGUCUCCUCUAGACGACAGGGUAGUAGUGGCACUUUCGAGGCCAGUGAGACCUCAGGAUCUCAACCUCUGUUUAGACUCUAGCUAUCUUGAGUCUGCCUCUUCUGCCUGUGAGAGCCACUCCAGUCUGCUCGGCGCAGCUGUUGUGUCCCUAAAGACUGCUAAUCUCACGUAUAUGCCCUCAUCCAACGGCUCUGCACGCUCCCUGAGUUGUGGAUGCAGCAGUGCCAGUUGCUGCACUGUGGCAACGUACGACAAGGACACUCAGGCCCAAACUCAAGCGAGCACCAGCAGCACCCACGCCGGAGCCUCCACCGCCUGCCCUGCCAACCAAAUGGUCAACAGCAAUGAGAACGCCGGCAGCCUGAGCCCGCUGGGCGGGGUGGGGAGCCCUGUCUCGGGCACCACCAAGCAACUCACUAGCAUCAAAAUCAUUUACCCCAAUGAUCUGGCCAAGAAGAUGACCAAAUGCAGCAAGAGCCACCAACAGAACCAAGGGCCUGUCAUCAUUGACUGCAGGCCCUUCAUGGAGUAUAAUAAGAGCCACAUUCAAGGGGCUGUCCACAUUAACUGUUCUGACAAGAUCAGCCGGAGAAGGCUCCAGCAGGGCAAGAUCACCGUCUUGGACUUGAUCUCCUGCCGGGAAGGCAAGGACUCCUUCAAGAGAAUAUUUUCCAAAGAAAUCAUAGUUUAUGAUGAGAAUACCAAUGAGCCAAGCAGAGUAAUGCCUUCCCAGCCACUCCACAUAGUGCUAGAGUCACUCAAGCGAGAAGGCAAGGAGCCCCUAGUCCUAAAAGGAGGACUCAGCGGUUUCAAGCAGAACCACGAAAACCUCUGCGAUAACUCCCUCCAACUGCAAGAGUGCCCGGAGGGGGGAGGAGGGGGCGGUGCCUCCGCUGUGCCCCCCAUGCUACCUCAGUCCAUCCCCACCACGCCAGACAUCGAGAACGCUGAGCUCACCCCCAUCCUGCCCUUCCUCUUCCUCGGAAAUGAGCAUGAUGCUCAGGACUUGGAGAAAAUGCAGAGGAUGAACAUAGGCUACGUAAUUAAUGUGACCACCCACCUGCCCCUGUACCAUUACGAGAAAGGCAUGUUCAACUACAAGCGGCUCCCGGCCACUGACAGCAACAAGCAGAAUCUCAGGCAGUAUUUUGAAGAGGCUUUUGAGUUCAUUGAGGAAGCUCAUCAGUGUGGGAAAGGUCUCCUCAUCCAUUGCCAGGCCGGUGUCUCCCGAUCUGCCACCAUAGUUAUCGCUUACUUAAUGAAGCACACACGCAUGACCAUGACGGAUGCCUAUAAAUUUGUAAAAGGCAAACGACCAAUCAUUUCCCCUAACCUUAACUUUAUGGGGCAGUUACUGGAGUUCGAAGAAGAUCUAAACAACGGUGUCACACCACGAAUCCUCACACCAAAGCUGAUCGGCGUAGAGACUGUCGUGUGACGGGCGAAGCUGUGAGGUGGCGGUCAAUGAAGGGGUUAACCUAUUCUUCACCUGAUUUGGGGCAAUGAUGGGUGGCUUGUGGGUUUUUCUUUUUAGCUUUCAAGGGGAGUUUUGUGGCGAACUUUUUGUGAAUAAAAACCUUUUUUGUAAGGAAAGGUUUUUAAAAGAUCCAAGAACUUUGCCGGGUUUGGGAUGCUGUUGUGAUUUCCUUCUCAGACACCGGCAGAGCAGGGAGGCUUCAGAGCAAAAGGAGUACUUUUUAAAAUCAAAACAAGAAGAAGAAGAAAUAUGGAGCUUUUUUUCUUUUAAUUUUUAUUUUUCCCACCUCUCCAGCUACUUGUAGAGUUUAUGGCUAAGUAGUCUGUGCAGGUUCAUAGACUGAAGAAACCUAAGUUGAAGACGAAACACAAACAGCCAAAACAAAGCAGAAAAAACCCUCCCUGAAACAUAAGGGCCUUCAUUCUGCAAAGGCUUUGCUAAAGAUAACCUAGCAAAAUGCUCACCAAUGCAAAGGAAAUCAGAGCAGCUUAAAAAGUCUGCAAGGCACUUUUCACACUCCUGACUCAAACUAAAGAAGAAAAAAAAAGUUUAUUUGGUGUGUUUCAUGUUCCAGUUCUAUUUUUCUAUUUUGGGGUGUAAGGUUUUAACAGUAAGGGACUUCGAUCAUUCUAUGCCAUAUGCCUUCACUGGCUUCUUGUGCAAUAAUAAUUUGGGCUUUGAUUUGAGUGUUCAAACCAAUUAGAGUUGGCUGCCCACUAAUAAUAAUUUUUAGUCUAAUAGUGCAACAGCAGCCAGCUUGGUUCAGAAAGGAUAAAUGAGAGCAAUUAUUUUGUUCCUUUAUAUGAUUUUGAUCCUGGUUACAGUGCCAUAAACCUUGUUACAUAUGUAUAUCAGAAUGUACAAAAAUUGAGAAGUUUAUUUAAAAAUAUUUUUCGCACAAAAUAUUGGUGUGUUCAGUUGUCUAUGUAAAAAAAUUUGAUUAUAAAAGAAAAAAUCUUUUGGAAAA